Messenger RNA from Poecile atricapillus (Black-capped chickadee), 923 nucleotides. It is a transcript of the gene DCTN6, whose product is annotated as dynactin subunit 6. Lineage: Eukaryota; Metazoa; Chordata; Aves; Passeriformes; Paridae. Gene Ontology annotation, cellular component: dynactin complex. Gene Ontology annotation, biological process: mitotic spindle organization. The transcript has 7 exons. Gene Ontology annotation, molecular function: dynein complex binding. The record is from RefSeq and is a predicted model, not a curated record. The coding region runs from base 38 to 667 and encodes 209 amino acids.
GCCCCUUCCCGGGGUUCCCGGGGUUCCGGGAGGAGCGAUGGGGUCGGGCCCACCCCCGGAGCUCCGCCCCGCGCAGGCGCCGCUGCCCGCGGCCAUGGCGGAGAAGGUGCAGAAGAGCGUGAAGAUCGCUCCGGGGGCCGUGGUGUGCGUGGAGAGCGAGAUCCGCGGGGAUGUGACCAUCGGGCCCAGGACCGUCAUCCACCCCAAGGCCCGCAUCAUCGCCGAGGCGGGGCCCAUCGUCAUCGGAGAAGGGAACCUGAUCGAGGAGCAGGCGCUCAUCAUCAAUGGCUAUCCAGAAAAUAUAACCCCAGAGAGCGAAGAUGUGGAGCCCAAGCCCAUGGUCAUCGGCACCAACAAUGUUUUUGAGGUUGGGUGCUAUUCCCAAGCCAUGAAGGUGGGAGACAACAACGUCAUCGAAUCCAAAGCGUUUGUUGGCAGGAACGUGAUCCUGACGAGCGGCUGCAUCAUCGGGGCCUGCUGCAACGUCAACACGUACGAGGUGAUCCCGGAGAACACCGUCAUCUACGGGGCCGACUGCCUGCGGCGCGUGCAGACCGAGCGGCCGCAGCCCCAGACGCUGCAGCUGGAUUUCCUGAUGAAGAUCCUGCCCAACUACCACCACCUGAAGAAGACCAUGAAGGCCUCGUCCACCCCUGUCAAGAGCUGAGCACCCACCUCGUGCUUCCAGUGCCUGGCCGGGUGCUUGGUCCUGGGAAGCACUGCACACUCUGGGAAGCGUCCGGUCUCCACACCCCUCAUUCCAUCAAACCACUUCUUGCUUGUUCAUGUAAUUUAUUCAUCUUGCACCGGGAAUCUCAGACCUGCUUUGAGUCUGUCGUCUCCCACGCGUUAACUCCGUUGUUCGUGCUUUGUUUUGGGAAUAAAACAUAUGAAAUAAAACAUCCCCUGUUCUGCUGUCCGAG